Messenger RNA from Rubroshorea leprosula, 856 nucleotides. The record is from the annotation of a GenBank genome assembly. NCBI's taxonomy places the organism in Eukaryota, Viridiplantae, Streptophyta, Magnoliopsida, Malvales, Dipterocarpaceae.
AAGAUAUGGGGUUCUUCACAAUGCUCUCUAUGCCACUCUACCUCCCUUUCUUCUUCCUGUGUCUUAAAACUGCCUUCUCAGCCUCUUUACAUGCUUCUUCCUUCUCAACAACAAAUCUCUGCUCUCAUGAGGAGGCUGCUGCUUUGUUGCAAUUCAAGACUUCCUUUUCCAUCAAUUACACUGCUCCUAAUCAUGGUCUAUGUGAAGAUUAUCAUACCAAACCUUAUUCUAAGACUGAAUCAUGGAAGGAAGCUGUAGUCUCCUUUCUGGCACCUUUCCUUCCAACAGCACUCUUUUUCUCCUCAAAAACCUGCAAAGCCUCAUUUUCGGGCCAAGUUCCAGCAGAAAUUGCUCACCUCGCCAAGUUGGUUUCUCUCAAUCUCUCUACUAAUUUUGGUUCAUUGAACCUUGAAACAGCUACCUUGAGAAAUCUUGUUCACAACUUGAGUGAGGUGAGCGAACUUGUGCUUAGUGGAGUGAACAUGACAUCUGUUAAUCCUCGUUUCUUCAUGAAUCCUUCUUCUUCUUUGACUACUCUUGAUCUUUCUACUUGUGAGUUAAGAGGAAACUUCCCGAACAUUAUUUUUCGCUUUCCAAAUCUCAAGAUAUUUGGUUUACUUGGAAACAAAAACCUCACUAUUGAUCUUCCAAGUUCCAAUUGGAGCAGUCCUCUCCAAAGUUUGUGGUUAGAAGCCACGGAUUGCGGAAGGGGAUUGCCAGAGUCUAUAGGAGAUCUAAAGUAAUUGAAAUCUCUAUUUCUCAUCUACAACUUGGAAGGCUCCAUUCCAGCUUCCAUAGGGAAGUUAUCCCAACUUACUUUCCUAAGCUUCUCUUCUAAUAAUCUUAGCGGAGAAAU